Molecule: messenger RNA, 1933 nt
Organism: Balaenoptera musculus (blue whale)
Lineage: Eukaryota; Metazoa; Chordata; Mammalia; Artiodactyla; Balaenopteridae
Gene: LAX1
Product: lymphocyte transmembrane adaptor 1
Exons: 5
Coding region: 151-1290 (379 amino acids)
Biological process (GO): antigen receptor-mediated signaling pathway; immune response; intracellular signal transduction
Cellular component (GO): plasma membrane
Source: RefSeq, a predicted model, not a curated record
UAUAUGUAAAACACAAACCAAUUCUGCCUUUUCUCCUAGGAGUCAGCAAUUUAGGAAGAGCCAGGGAAAGUGGCAGACAGGCUGGCAAGCAGAUGACGAUUAAGAGAAGGCUUAGAAGGAGGAGCUGAAGCCAGAGACGGUCCUGGGAUAAUGGAUGUCACCAUACCGACCCGCUCAGAAAUCAGAGGGAGGACCUCACAGCCCAGCACUCUGCAGGGAACCCUCAGCAGCCCAGACAGAGCUGAAGACCACUACAGCAGCAUCUUUUCUGGGUUUGCAGGACUCCUUGCCAUCCUCCUGGUUGUCGCAGUUUUCUGCAUCCUGUGGAACUGGAGUAAAUGGAAGAAGCGGCAAGUUCCUUACUUCCGAGUCACCGUCAUGCCCUUGCUGACUCUGCCUCGACCCAGACAAGGAACCAAAAAUAUUUAUGACCUCUUGCCCCGAAGACAAGAAGAGCUGGGAAGACAUCCGUCAAGAAGUAUUCGUAUUUUCAGUACUGAGAGCCUCCUCUCCAGAAAUUCUGACAGCCCUCCCUCUGAACAUGUGCCCUCCCAAGCAGGUGAUGCCCUCCAUGUGCACAGAGCCCAUACUCAUGCCAUGGGGUAUGCAGUGGGCAUCUAUGACAAUGCCAUGGGGCCCCAGAUGUGUGGAAACCUCACUCCCUCAGCGCACUAUGUCAAUGUCAGAGCUUCAAGAGAUUGCCCAAGCACUUCUUCAGAGGAUUCAAGAGAUUAUGUCAAUAUCCCCACAGCAAAGGAGAUUGCUGAGACUUUAGCUUCUACCAACAGCCCUCCUGGGAACCUCUUCAUCCUCCCAAGUACUAAGGUGCUGGAGUUGACUGAAGAAAUAGAUGAGGGCUGUGGGAACGCCAGUGACUGCACCAGUUUGGGGUCUCCAGGAACUGAGAGCAGUGAUCCACUCAACGAUGGGGAAGGGUCUUCUCAGACCUCAAAUGAUUAUGUCAACAUGGCAGUGCUGGAUCUCGAGACCAUUCAAGGGAAGCAGCCCUGGGGAACUUUUCAGUGCUGCAGAGAUUAUGAAAAUGUACCACCAGAUCCCAGUGUAAACCAGCAGCAGGAGGAGAAGGAAGCGACAUCCUCAAACACAGACCAUGUAGAGGGCAGGACAGAUGGUCCCGAAACCCACAUCCAACCUGUCAUGCAGUCAGGGAGUUUCCUGGCCUUAAAGGAUUAUGUGACCUAUCAGUCAUCUGCACAGAGUGAGAACAGUCAGAUGAAACAUGGAGAAGAGAUGUCAAAUGAAGACUCUCGUGACUACAAGAAUGUGUGAGCUGCCAAGGUAGGAGGUAGGGACUUUGAGCAGGGGCCUGACACAUGGCUCCUUCCUGAUGAAUUAAGACCCAGCCACCCAGCUGGAAAGCCACAUGGAGCGGUCUAUCCUGCCAGAUCCAUAGCCAUUAUAGGGUCUAGUGAAGACCCUUGACCACCCUUGUAUUUCAGUGGAUUCAUUUGGUUACGCUAAAAAGAAGCUGAAAUGAGUAAGGAGCUAAGAGGCUCACAAAAGCAGAGGUUUGAAAAAGUCAGAAAGAAAUUCUUCUCAGGCAGGGUGCUGUUAUCUCUCAUACCAACUUAAGAAUGCUGAAACUGCCUUAUAGGACUGUGAGGAGGUUAAAAAUGGAAGAGUACUUUAGUAGACAGUGGAAACAUGAAGUAGUCUAAAAUCAUUACCUUCACUAAUACCAGCAGGCUGCAAAGCAGGAAUACAGAUUAUUUGGUAAUCCAGGCAGAGGCCAAAAGGAACGAGGAAGUUGGGUUGGGGUGGGGGGACAGUUGCCGCUCUCAAAUGAGUGUGGACAACCAAACGCUGGAGAAAAUGCAGAACAAUAGGAACUCUCGCUCAUUGCUGAAGGGAUUGCAAGGCAUAACAUUCACUCUGGAAAACUGUUUGGCAGUUUCUUAUAAACAUAAACCUA